AUGAUCAACUUCCACCCAGGCCAGAGCUGGUCCUCCCAGCCAAACCAGGCAUAUGUCAACAUGGGCACGCCUUCGUUCAGCACGGCAGCUGCUUCAUCCUCUUCCGACCCAACAUCACACACUUCGCAACCCAUCGUCACGGGUACGUCAGUGCUCGGUAUCAAGUACAAGGAUGGAAUCAUGCUGGCCACCGACACACUUGCCUCGUACGGCUCGCUCGCCCGUUUCAUGGACAUCACUCGAAUCUCGCAGUUCGGUCAAAACACGCUGAUCGGCGCUAGCGGUGACAUGAGCGACUGGCAGUACGUCCAGCACAUGCUCAACAAGCUCAUCACAUCCGAAGAUGUCGCUGCCGAUGGACACAACUUGACACCUACCCAGAUCUACGCCUAUCUGGCCCGAGUGAUGUAUCAACGAAGAUCGAAGAUCAACCCUCUGUGGAACUCGUUUGUUCUCGGAGGCGUUGACCCCAAGGAUGGCACGCCAUUCUUAGGCUAUGUGGAUUUGCUCGGCACUACUUUCACCAGCAGCACCAUCGCCACUGGAUUCGGUCUGCACUUGGCCCAACCGCUAUUGCGAAAGAUGGUCGAGGGCAGGGAGGACACUUUGACGGAAGCAGAGGCAAAGGAAAUUCUGGAGAACUGCAUGAAGGUGUUGUUCUACCGUGAUGCGAGAUCUUUGAACAGAUUCCGUAUUGCUAAGGUUACAAGGGAUGGAUGCGAGAUCUCGGAGCCGUACAGCGUUCCCACCUCUUGGGGCUUUGCUGAAAUGCUGCGCGGCUACGGUCCUCAGACUCAAUAG
Messenger RNA from Mycosarcoma maydis (corn smut), 801 nucleotides. Its product is annotated as putative 20S proteasome subunit beta 7. The transcript has a single exon. Lineage: Eukaryota; Fungi; Basidiomycota; Ustilaginomycetes; Ustilaginales. The record is from RefSeq and is a predicted model, not a curated record. Gene Ontology annotation, cellular component: proteasome core complex. The coding region runs from base 1 to 801 and encodes 266 amino acids.